Ostrinia furnacalis (Asian corn borer) is the source of this 1898-nucleotide messenger RNA. RefSeq names its product beta-arrestin protein kurtz (gene krz). The record is from RefSeq and is a predicted model, not a curated record. The coding region runs from base 489 to 1736 and encodes 415 amino acids. Gene Ontology annotation, biological process: signal transduction; G protein-coupled receptor internalization. Gene Ontology annotation, cellular component: cytoplasm. Gene Ontology annotation, molecular function: G protein-coupled receptor binding. The transcript is spliced from 13 exons. Lineage: Eukaryota; Metazoa; Arthropoda; Insecta; Lepidoptera; Crambidae.
CCGGAUGCGAGGAAUAAAGUAAAUGCAUGCGCAAUAAUGGUGGUGGUGUGUGGUGGACUAUUUUAUCUUGGAUGGAAUUAGAUUGUAGAGUUGAGAUACAUCUGAUUUGAAUUUGUGGAUAAUAAACUUUUCCUCAAUAUAUCUUUUGAUACCGUGGUUUAGUGUAGAGGUUGACUUUUUAUUAUAUUCUCUGUGUAUCGAAAUUAGUUGUUACAGUGAUCAGUUCUUAAUUUUACCUACUGUAUUUUGCUUAGUAGUGCAACAAUGCUGUGUUGAAUGGUGGAGUUUUGAUAAAUAAAAGCUACCGGAAUCUACGAUUGCUUUCGUAACUGUGAAUGAAUUCAUCACGCGAGAACCUAAAGCGGCCCCAUCGCGCCGCCUAGCCGCCUGAUAAAACGGCGGUGCGGCUGCGCAGCGAUAGACUGUGCCGGUAGCGCGCACCCUGGAGCCCCACAAGGGCCCGCUGGAGCGGAGGCCGCGGCGGCAGGAUGGACGACGCCGGCAGCAACAAGCAGCGGCAGGCGACGCGCGUCUUCAAGAAGAGCUCGCCCAAUGGAAAGAUAACAGUAUAUUUAGGGAAGAGGGACUUCGUAGACCACAUAACACAUGUAGACCCGAUUGACGGCGUGGUACUAAUCGACCCGGAGUAUGUGAAGGAGAGGAAGGUAUUCGGCCACGUGCUGGCCGCGUUCAGGUACGGCCGCGAGGACCUGGACGUGCUGGGGCUGACCUUCCGCAAGGACCUGUACCUGGCCGCCGAACAGGUAACAAAGAAAACGAUUUACCCACCGACGAACACAUCGAAGCGGCCACUGACGCGACUGCAGGAACGGUUGGUGCGCAAGCUGGGCCCGGCGGCGCACCCGUUCUACUUCGAGCUGCCGCCGCACUGCCCCGCGUCGGUCACGCUGCAGCCGGCGCCCGGCGACACCGGCAAGCCGUGCGGUGUCGACUACGAGCUCAAGGCGUUCGUGGCCGACGCGCAGGACGACAAGCCGCACAAGAGAAAUUCAGUACGGCUCGCUAUCAGAAAGAUUAUGUACGCGCCAAGCAAGCAGGGUGAGCAGCCGUCCGUCGAGGUCUCCAAAGAGUUCAUGAUGAGCCCAAACAAACUGUACCUGGAAGCCUCCUUAGAUAAGGAGCUUUAUCACCACGGCGAGAACAUAGCAGUGAACGUGCACAUAGCGAACAACUCCAACCGGUCGGUGAAGCGCAUCAAGGUGUCGGUGCGUCAGUUCGCCGACAUCUGCCUGUUCUCCACCGCGCAGUACAAGUGCACCGUCGCCGAGGCGGAGAGCGAGGAAGGCUGCCCCGUCGGGCCGGGCUUCACGCUGAGCAAGGUGUUCACACUCACGCCGCUGCUCGCCAACAACAAGGACAAGUGGGGGCUGGCGCUCGACGGCCAGCUCAAGCACGAAGACACCAACCUCGCUUCCAGCACUCUGAUUGCUGACCCUUCGCAACGUGAAAAUCUAGGUAUCAUAGUUCAAUACAAGGUGAAAGUGAAACUAUGUCUCGGUCCAUUAGGAGGCGACCUGAGCGCGGAGCUGCCGUUCAUCCUGAUGCACCCGAAGCCGGACGACGAGCCGCGCGCCGCGCCCGACCCCGCGCCCGCUGACCACGACCUCAUCCAGCUCGACCCGCACCCAGAUGAGAACGGGCAAGAGCAGGACGACGACAUAAUAUUCGAGGACUUCGCGCGGCUGCGGCUCAAGGGCGCCGAGUCCGACGCCUGAGCGCCGCGCGGACAACAGAGGCAGACAGUAGACAUUGACAUUGCUCCGAAACGAAACUUACGACUCAGAGAAACAAAGUAGCAUCGACCUGUAGGCCUAAGACUAGGAAGAGUAGGCGCACACCGUUGAUUUUUCGUCGGCCGAUAGUUUAGUCGGGCAGUU